Aspergillus bombycis is the source of this 1365-nucleotide messenger RNA. RefSeq lists its product as uncharacterized. NCBI's taxonomy places the organism in Eukaryota, Fungi, Ascomycota, Eurotiomycetes, Eurotiales, Aspergillaceae. The transcript has a single exon. The coding region runs from base 1 to 1365 and encodes 454 amino acids. The record is from RefSeq and is a predicted model, not a curated record.
AUGUCAGCGGACUUGUUCGCAGAAUUUGGAUCCGGGGCCCCAUCUAAUCAGUCCUCAGGGACUGCAGCCCAGAGGGGGGCUCGACCUGCCGAUGCAACAUCUUCUCUAAUCCCCGAACUAGAAAUAUUCGAUAAUGCUCCCACAGUAUCUACGUCACACACCAUUCAGCCACGGGCGGUAUCGACCCAUCGAAAUACGUUGGGAAAGUCUAAUGCAUCAUAUCCGAUGCACUAUGGCAACGACAGUAAUGUUCUAUUUGAUGCCACCUUGGAAGACCCUCCCGACGACAAUAGCGAAGACUGGGGGGAGUUCGAAUCUGCGGAUACUCCGCCUUGUCAAGCCGCACCAGAAAUUCUUAGUCACACUGAAGGAAAUACUUCACGUCAGUCAAUGAAGGGUCCAAAUGAGCCGGAAAACCUUGCGGUCUCGCCCAAUCAUCUUGAUUUGCUAGACUCCUUAUCAAUAGAAGAUAAAUCACCGCAAAGGCAUUCUCAAGCCUCCAGCACACUUGUUAAUAAAAACAGCAAUGUUACAUCUACAGCUUCUGGCAUACCUGAAGAUGAAGAUGCCUUUGAUGAUUGGGGUGACUUCGUAGACGGCCCGCCUACGGAACCCCCCAAGAGUGUCGGGAGCCAAAGACUUGCUUCUGCAAAGGCACCAACCCAGAAAGCAAAGGCCGCCACCAAUCUGGAGAAAAAGAUCUCUCCAACGUUCAAAAUAUCAAGUAAUGCUGUCUCUCCAGCUCAGAUCCGUCCAACGAAUAUACCUCCACCAUCUGUUCUGUUAGAGUUAUUUCCUCGACUUUUUGAUCAACUCCGGAAGGAGGCUACUGAAGCUAGAAAAAACGUCCAAGAAAAGCAAAAUAUUGAGAAUGUCGCGCUGCUGAUUCUUUGCACUCUGAAAGCAGCAGCUCGAGUUGUUGCGGGCCGUACAUUGCGAUGGAAAAGGGAUAGCAUUCUGAGUCAGAGCAUGAGGAUCGGCCCAGCACGCGCAGGGAAGCUAGGAGGGAUGAAACUUAAUGCGGUCAAUAAAAAUGAGGACAUCAAGGAACAACAGGAAGCUGUUGACGUGGUAUCUAUGUGGCGUGACCGGACCGCCCUUUUCAAUUCUGUGAUCCAGGCAUCUGGCAGACGUCCAAUCCAUGUCAUUCCUACUAACAUCCGAGCGAUGACUGCCACUCCUGGGCAGGGAGCUUUGAAAGCUUCCCAUGCUUGUGCCCUUUGCGGGCUGAAAAGAGACGAACGGCUACCCAAGGUUGAUGACCAGGUAGAGGAUAGCUUCGGAGAGUGGUGGACCGAUCAUUGGGGUCAUACUGAGUGUAGACAAUUCUGGGAGACCAAUGUUGCCUUACUCGGUCAAAGAUGA